AUGGCGGCAAGUCGUCUGCAACGUUGGGCUGUUAUAUUGUCAGGUUAUGAUUUUAAUGUUGAGUACAUUAAAGGAAUUGAUAAUAUAAGUGCAGAUUUUCUAUCUCGAAUGAAUUCGCAAAUUAAAGAGGAAGGGAAUGAAGAUAGUGAAGAGUUUACAUAUCUUAAUUAUAUUUUAGAUGAUAUACCAACAAUUAAUGACCAAAUCGUGAGUGAAGAAAGUGAAAGAGAUGCAGUUUUGAGUAAAGUUAUUAGUUUCGUUAAGUUUGGUUGGCCAAAAGAAACUAGUAGUGAAUUUAAAUCUUUUGAGAAUCGUAGCAGGGAAUUGACGAUUGAGAAUAAGUGUUUAAUGUCGUAUAUUUGGUGGCCUGGCAUCGAUAGAGAUAUUGAAGAGAUUUCCAAGUCGUGUGUUCUGUGUUUGGAGAAUGCCGAUUAUCCUCCUAGAGCUAGAUUACAUCCGUGGAGUUGGCCAGACGCUCCAAACCAACGACUUCACGCGGACUUCCUUGGUCCAAUAGAUUCUCAAAUGUAUAUAGUAAUUUUAGACGCUUUCUCAAAAUGGUUAGAUGUUAGACCCAUGAGUGAUAUUACUUCUAAGCAAACAAUAUUGGUGUUAAAAGAUUAUUUUACGACGUGGGGUUUACCUGUUAAAUUAGUUACAGAUAAUGGUCCUGCUUUUACUUCAAAAGAAUUUAUGGAAUUUCUUGUGAAAUAUGGAGUUAUGCAUAUACGCACAGCACCAUAUCAUCCAGCAUCCAAUGGUGCAGCAGAAAAUUCUGUCAAAACCUUCAAAAAGAAAUUUAAGAUAUUAGUUAAAUCAGGGCUAGAUAAACAAGAAGCCUUGUUUAAGUUUUUGUUCUAUUAUCGUGCUACUCAACAUUCAACGACGGGUUAUAGUCCUGCGGAAUUACAAACAGGUCGAGCUUUUCGUACGCGUCUAGAUUUACUUAGACCAACACUUCGGAAUAAAGUCCAAGUAAGUCAAGAAGCUCAACAGCGUAAUUUUUGCGGAAUUCGCUGUGUGCAAUUUGAAGUUAAUGAGAAGGUUAUGGUGAAGGACUAUAGUUCUAGUUCAUGGAUACUAGCUACUGUAACUAGUAAACUUUCUCCGGUCACAUACCAAGUCAUAACUUCAAAUGGUAUAGUUUGGAAACGUCAUGUAGACCAAAUAAAAAAUUGUACUCAAGAAAUUAGACCAGUUGUACAAAACGUUGAGAUUAAAGAACAUCAACCUGGUAGGCUAGGCAAUGAUAACACGGUAAUGCCAUCUGUAACUAGAGAUAAGAAUGUAAUAGUAGAUAAGGUAAUUCAAGAAGUAGAGAUAGAGACUGAAAAUCACCCAAAACUUGUAGAUAAUUCUAAUGAAAGCUGUGUUAUUAAUGAUAAAUUUAGUUGUAAGGAAAUACCAAAUGUAUUAGAGAAUAAGUUGAUAAAUGCGACAAAAUGUGAGAGAGCAAUUAUGUCUAAAAAAAGAAAUCCAAUUAUGCAUAAAAAUGUAAUGACGAUACCGACGUUACGACGCUCAAGUCGUACUACGAAACCACCUCAACGCGUAGACUUAUAA
Molecule: messenger RNA, 1563 nt
Organism: Diprion similis
Lineage: Eukaryota; Metazoa; Arthropoda; Insecta; Hymenoptera; Diprionidae
Exons: 2
Coding region: 1-1563 (520 amino acids)
Biological process (GO): DNA integration
Molecular function (GO): nucleic acid binding
Source: RefSeq, a predicted model, not a curated record